This is a messenger RNA of Exophiala oligosperma, 2228 nucleotides long. Its product is annotated as translation factor GUF1, mitochondrial. Lineage: Eukaryota; Fungi; Ascomycota; Eurotiomycetes; Chaetothyriales; Herpotrichiellaceae. The coding region runs from base 59 to 2038 and encodes 659 amino acids. The transcript is spliced from 2 exons. Gene Ontology annotation, biological process: positive regulation of translation. The record is from RefSeq and is a predicted model, not a curated record. Gene Ontology annotation, molecular function: GTPase activity; mitochondrial ribosome binding; GTP binding. Gene Ontology annotation, cellular component: mitochondrion.
CCUUAGAGCAGAACAUUCGACGGCGCAUUCAUGACUUGAAUCACCCACACUCACUGGCAUGAAAGGAUGGCCGCAGGUCUUUGCACGGCGAAGAGCUGCAUUUUUAGCUCCUUCUGCCCCAAUAUGGUCGUUGAACACUAAAUACCCGUCCUUUCGAUCAUUCACUUCAUCAACUGCCUUUCGCGCCGCACCAUCCGUUCCAAGCGACCUCGAGAAAAAAAUUGCAACCAUCCCAAUCGAACGGUAUCGCAAUUUCUGCAUUGUUGCGCAUGUUGACCAUGGCAAGAGCACCCUCAGUGACCGCCUGCUCGAACUUACAGGCACGAUCGAACCCGGUGCAAACAAGCAAGUCCUGGAUAAGCUAGAUGUUGAAAGAGAGCGAGGCAUUACAGUCAAGGCGCAGACAUGCUCCAUGAUCUACAGCUACAAAGGGGACGAUUAUCUCCUCCACCUUGUUGAUACCCCUGGUCAUGUCGACUUCAGAGCUGAAGUCGCUCGUAGCUAUGCGAGCUGUGGCGGCGCUCUCUUGCUAGUUGAUGCAAGUCAAGGCAUCCAAGCCCAGACAGUUGCGAAUUUCUACCUGGCCUUCGCUCAGGGCCUGUCACUGAUACCGGUCAUCAACAAAGUCGACUUGCCUCAUGCCGACCCACCCCGGGCCUUGGAGCAAAUGCACGAUACUUUCGAGUUGGACCCUGACAGUGCUGUCCUCGUGUCAGCAAAGACAGGUCUGAAUGUCGAAUCAAUCCUCCCGGCAGUUGUUGAGCAGAUACCUGCGCCAGUUGGUGACCCUAAAAAGCCGCUCAGACUCUAUUUGGUCGACUCAUGGUAUUCGAGCUACAAAGGUGUUGUUCUAUUGGUACGACUGUUUGAUGGCGAGCUUCGGGCUGGUGAUCAAAUCGUCUCUUUCGCAACUGGAAACCGUUACACCGUUGGGGAGGUUGGUAUUAUGUAUCCUGAUCAGACACCACAGAAAGUACUACGAGCGGGACAAGUGGGCUAUGUUUACUUUAACCCUUCGAUGAGGAAGAGCAGCGAAGCGAAGAUCGGUGACACAUAUUCAAGAGUAGGCUUUCAGAAGCAAGUUCAACCCCUCCCUGGCUUUGAGGAACCCAAGCCCAUGGUUUUUGUGGCUGCCUUCCCGGUCGAUCAAAGUGAAUUUGAGCAUCUCGAGGAUAGCAUCAAUCAGCUUUUGCUUAACGAUCGAAGUGUGACGGUACAGAAAGAAUCGUCACAGGCGCUAGGUGCAGGUUUUCGACUCGGGUUUUUGGGUACCUUGCACUGCUCUGUGUUUGAAGAUCGUCUGAGACAGGAACACGGAACCAGCAUCAUCAUCACACCCCCUACAGUACCUUUCAAGGUCAUUUACAAUGAUGGCAGAGAGGAGAUUAUCACCAAUCCUGCCGAGUUCCCCGACAAUGAUGAAGCGCGCCGGGGUGUUGCAGAGCUGCGUGAGCCAUAUGUUCUAGCGACUCUAACAUUCCCUGAAGAGUACCUUGGGAGAGUCAUGGAGCUGUGCGAAGCCAACCGUGGUGAACAGAAGUCUAUGGAAUAUUUCACUUCUUCCCAGGUCAUCCUCAAGUACGAGAUGCCGCUAGCUCAGCUGGUUGACGACUUCUUUGGCAAGCUAAAGUCAAACACUAAAGGAUAUGCGACGCUCGAUUACGAGGAAGCUGACUGGCGUUCGAGCAACAUUGUCAAGCUCCAAUUGUUGGUGAACAAAGAACCAGUGGAUGCCGUGUCGCGUGUUCUACACCAAUCUCAAGUACGCUAUGUGGGCAAACAAUGGGUCGAGAAGUUCAAAGAACAUGUUGAUCGGCAGAUGUUCGAGAUCAUCAUACAAGCUGCUGUUGGGAAACAGAUUAUCGCUCGAGAAACCAUCAAACCAUAUCGGAAGGACGUCCUCGCGAAAUUACAUGCAGCCGACAAAACGAGACGAAUGAAACUUUUGGAGAAACAAAAAGAAGGUCGCAAGAAGUUGAAAGCUGUGGGUAAUGUGGUUAUUGAGCAUUCAGCCUUUCAAGCGUUCCUUGCAAAGUAGGACAUGGUCGACGAUGGGGAAAGUAUACUAUACAGGUUGUAUUAUAUAAUGUCGGGUUUGGACUCUGAGAUCCCUCAUCUGAACUGCAAAUGCAAAGACACUUCCUUCCUGCGAGGGUCUAUCUUGUUGACAAGACUAUCGGACAUGAUCAACGCCGGAGUCGGCCACUUCUUCGACUCGACAGUUUCUU